Messenger RNA from Acytostelium subglobosum LB1, 1428 nucleotides. RefSeq lists its product as hypothetical. The transcript is spliced from 6 exons. The record is from RefSeq and is a predicted model, not a curated record. Gene Ontology annotation, molecular function: peptidase activity. Lineage: Eukaryota; Evosea; Eumycetozoa; Acytosteliales; Acytosteliaceae. Bases 1 to 1428 code for a protein of 475 amino acids. Gene Ontology annotation, biological process: proteolysis.
AUGUCAGCAUUGGACAUUAAGAAGGUUACUGAGUUCUCAAACAACGCAUGGGAGAACACCAUCAUCCCAACUCUGUCAAAGUACAUUGAGAUCCCAAACCAAUCUCCACUCUACGACAGUGAGUGGGCAACCAAUGGUUACACCGAGCAGGCUAUCAAGUUGUUGGCCGACUGGGUAUUGGCUCAGAAUGUGCCAGGUCUCUCUUGUGAGAUCAAGCGUAUUGAGGGAAUCUCCCCAAUCAUCUUGGCUAUCGUUGAGCCAACCAAGACCAACCCAAAGAACGUCUUGUUGUACGGACACAUGGACAAGCAGCCACCCUUAACCGACGACUGGGCAGAGGGACUCCACCCAUACAAGGCUGUCAUCAAGAACAAGCGUCUUUAUGGACGUGGUGGUGCCGAUGAUGGAUACUCAACCUUUGGUUCCAUUGCUGCUAUCCAAGCUCUCAAGGCUCAGAACAUUCCACAUGACAGAUACGUCAUCUUGAUUGAGGGUUCAGAGGAGAGUGGAAGCAUUCACUUGCCACAGUACAUUGACAAGUUUGAAAAAGAGAUUGGUGAGCCCAACCUCGUUGUCUGUCUCGACUCUGGCUGUGGAAACUACGACCAACUCUGGAUGACUGCCAGUCUUCGUGGUGUCCUCACUGGAGAUCUCACCAUCAAGGUGUUGGAGCAAGCCAGUCACUCUGGUUCAGCAUCCGGUAUCUGCCCAUCAUCAUUCCGUGUACUUCGUCAGGUAUUGGACCGUAUUGAGGACAACAGCACUGGUGAGAUUCUGUUGAAGGACUUGCACGUUGAGAUCCCAGGCUACCGUGUCGAGGAGACCAAGACCUGCGCAGAGAUCCUCGGUGACACUGUCUACACUGAGUUCUUCUGGGAGGGCAAGACCCAGCCAGUCUCCAAGGACAUUGUCAAGCUCCUCAUCAACAAGACCUGGAAGCCAACAAUGUGUGUCACUGGAGUCGAUGGUAUCCCAGCACUGACCAGCGCCGGUAACGUCAUGAGAACCAAGACCUCUGUCAAGCUCUCUUUCCGUAUGCCACCAAGCCUCGACGGACAGGCCGCUGGCAAGGCCAUCAAGGAGGCCCUCGAGAAGGACCCACCCUACGGAGCCACCGUCACCUUUAAGAUUGACAAGUCUGCCAACGGAUGGGAUGCCCCAGCCCUCGACCAAUGGCUCUUGACCUCUCUUGGUGAGGCUUCCAACCAUUUCUUUGGAAAGCCACACGUCUUCUUUGGAGAGGGUGGAACGAUCCCAUUCAUGGGUAUGCUUGGUGCCAAGUUCCCAAAGGCUCAAUUCAUCAUCACAGGUCUCCUUGGUCCACAGUCCAAUGCUCACGGACCAAAUGAGUUCUUGGACAUUGAGUAUGGCAAGAAGCUCUUGGGCUGUGUCGUCUAUCUCUUGGAGGCUCAUGCUAGAAAUGCCUAA